AUGAAUGUUAACAAAUCUACCAAAAGUUUGUUCAUAAAAAGCGAAGAUGAAGAAGAUCUGAAAAGUAAAUUACUUCAAGAACUUUACGACGAAAUUUUCUUAGACCAUCAAAUUGAAAAUGUUUCAAAGGCGAGAUCUUUAGUUCGCGAAAUUGAUGAAUUGACUUUUAUUCAGAGCCAUGCAUGUCGAAUCAAGUUGAUAGAUGACUUAAUUAAAGCAUUAGAGCAAUGGAACGACAAUCCACAGGAUAGUGCCGGCGAUAUUCGUAUAAAGAAAGCUGAAUUGCUCAAAUUAAAUACGAAUUUGGUGGAGAUAAUAAUAUUUCAGAUAAGAAGUACCCAACAUCUUACAAUUUGCUUCAGCCAUUUGGUAAAAUAUUAUACAGACUCCAUGAAAGGUGAAUCAAAGACAUAA
Messenger RNA from Priceomyces carsonii, 414 nucleotides. RefSeq lists its product as uncharacterized. The record is from RefSeq and is a predicted model, not a curated record. Bases 1 to 414 code for a protein of 137 amino acids. The transcript has a single exon. Lineage: Eukaryota; Fungi; Ascomycota; Pichiomycetes; Serinales; Debaryomycetaceae.